AUGCUGUUGGUUGUCCUCAAGACGGCGUUCGUCGCCUUUUUGGCAUCUACCGUCGUCCACGCGGACGAGGAAAUCUACACCGAUGGGGCUCUCAGCAAUGGUUGGCAAAACUGGGGCUGGAAUACAGUCAUUGAUUGGGCGGCUACGGACCUUUUUGUAGGAACGUCGAGCAUCAAGGCUACCUCUGACGCUUGGGCUGCGGUUUCGCUCAAAGAUCCCGCUACAUUUGAGUCAUAUGCAGGUCUUAAAUUCGACAUUGCCGCAGAUCCAAACUCGCUCCAAAUCUACCUCGAAGGAACGUCAGACAAUGCCAAAUCUCCUUCGAUACCACUCUCCGCCAUCAGCACCUCCAUUAACCCAAACGCUUUUACUACAGUCAUUAUUGAUUUCAACGCACUACCUCCAAGUGGUGCUCUUCUAGGGCCAGGUGCUUGGGACCGGAUCAGCUUACAAGCUCUUGCCAACGGUGCUACG
This is a messenger RNA of Acaulospora colombiana, 474 nucleotides long. The record is from the annotation of a GenBank genome assembly. NCBI's taxonomy places the organism in Eukaryota, Fungi, Glomeromycota, Glomeromycetes, Diversisporales, Acaulosporaceae.